Darwinula stevensoni is the source of this 2679-nucleotide messenger RNA. The record is from the annotation of a GenBank genome assembly. Lineage: Eukaryota; Metazoa; Arthropoda; Ostracoda; Podocopida; Darwinulidae.
AUGAAGACUCAAUCGGAGGCGGCGCCGGCGGAUCUGCACCGGCUGCUGAUCGCCUCGAACCGAGUGAGGAAUUUGAAUCUCAUCGGAGAAUGCCUUCGACUCGAGGUCACGGCCGUUCUCUACAGAUACGACAGCGACACGCUGCAGUCCAUCCUCGAUCAGGUGGGGAAGCGACUGAAUGGGGUGAAGGUGGAAAGUGUGGCUUUCCUCAUGCACGGCACCGAAAAUGGAGUCUAUCUCACUGGACCCAAGAGCAAAGUGCUGAACAUGGACACGGUGAUGGAGGACGAGGAGACGCGGGAGUUCUUCAAGAGCCUGGUGACCCGCCACGUGGCUCGGAACAGACUGGGCUCUCGCCUGGACUUCCUCGCCUGCCCCAUCGCGCUCGAGAGGGACGGGGGACUGCUCGCAAGGGAGAUGGAGAUCCUGCUUGACGUUACGGUGGGGAUGUCCAAGGAUUUGUUCGGGGCGGACAUUCAGGUGUCGAAGCCGUACCCGGAUAAGGACUCGCCGAUGACGGUCGGUGAGCUCUAUUUCCACGUGAAGAAACUUAAGGAUCAGCUGAAACAGGCGGCGAGGGUCACCACUAUGGGCGCGAAGGUCAAGGACCUCUCUCGCUAUGAACGGAUCCGCCAAGUCGGCAAAGGUGCAUUCGGAACGGCUGUACUGUACCGACGGAUGGACGACGACACCCAGGUCGUCAUCAAAGAGAUCAACAUGCACGACCUAUCGGCCAGCGAACGGCAUCUGGCCCUGAACGAGAUCCAGGUCCUCGCGCUCCUGGAUCACCCGAACAUCAUCCGGUACCUGGACAGCUUCGAGCGGGACGGGGUCCUCAUGAUCGAGAUGGAAUACGCGGACAACGGGACGCUGGCGUCGUGGCUGGCGCAGCUCACCCGACGGCUGGAGGAGCGGGAGAUACUCGUCGUAUUCCAUCAGAUCGUCUCGGCGAUCAGGCACAUUCACCAGCACAACAUCUUGCACAGAGAUCUCAAGACGGCCAACAUCUUUCUCACGAAGAAUGGGAUCGUGAAGGUCGGGGAUUUUGGGAUCUCGAAGAUGCUGACGACGAGGCAGGGCGGUGCCAACACCGUCCUCGGGACUCCUUAUUACAUCAGUCCCGAAAUGUGCGAGGAGAAGCAGUACGACGAAAAAUCCGACAUCUGGGCCUUGGGCUGCAUCCUGUACGAGAUGGCCUGUCUGCACAAGACCUUUGAAGGAUCCAAUCUCCCUGCCCUUGUCAACAAAAUUAUGAAGGGUCAGUUCGCGCCGAUUCGAGGGAAUUAUUCGCCCCUGUUCAAGCAAUUGGUCCGGGAUCUCCUGCAAAGGGAGCCGGAAUUCCGACCGACUGCAGCUGAGAUCCUCUACACGAGGAUGCCGGAACUCUUGAUCUCGUUCGACCAGAACGAACUGGACCGAUUUGAUUCCACUAGCGAUCCCGAAUUCAGAAAUGCUCUUGCUGCAGUCCAACUAAACGUCAGGUCAGUGUUGUAUUACAUAAAGGCGUAUCAAAAUCAGCUUCAUCUGGAGCCGAUACGAUUGCCACCGAGGUCGAGAAUCAACCAAGUCUGCGUCGCCACCACCCACAUCGUCGCCUUGACUGCUGAAUUGUUGGUAUUCACGUGGGGAGAGGGGAAACGAGGUCAGUUGGGUCAUGAGAUGUUGGAAAACUGGCGAGCCGAGCCGACCUGUGUGGAGUCGCUCAAGGGCAAGGCCAUCACCAAGAUUGGAGCUGGAGAUGGGUUCAGUAUCUUUGCCAGUGACAACGGGAUCGCGAUGAGUUGUGGGGAUGGGACUUCAGGAUGCCUCGGUCACGGUGACUGGAAUUCCUCCUCAAAGCCCAAACUCAUCGAGCAACUGCUGAGCGUAGACGUGAACGCCGUGGCGUGUGGGAACAAGCACGUGGUCAUCGUCGGGUCGGAGGGGGAUGUCUACUCGUGGGGGAAGGGAGAGGGCGGGAGGCUCGGUCUCGGCCACGAGGAUGACUGUCAGUCUCCGACGCCGGUGACAGUGCCACCCGACGUUCAGAUCCAAAGCGUGAGAUGCGGCGGGGACGGGACCAUCUUCCUCACGGAACGGGGGAUCAUGUUUGCUUGCGGCAAUAACGCACGGAACAAGCUUGGCCUCAACCCACCUACUCCUCUCAUCUCUCUCAGGAAGCAGAAUGAAAAAGAGAAAGCCUUGGUCCCCACACCGUGUGCCAGCGUCCAGGCCCGUGUCGUCGACGUUGCCAUGAGUUCCUACCACACCGCCGUCCUGACGGAAACAGGAACUCUUGUGACCUUCGGCAGGAACUCCGACGGUCAACUGGGUCGAGGUCAUUCCAGGCCGACCACGUCUCCGGGAUCCGUCAAGGGAAUGUCCGACAAAGUCGUCACGAUGAUAGCGUGUGGAGCUACAUUCACAGUGGUGGGUACCCUGGAAAACACCCUUUACAUGUGGGGAACACGAUACGUGAGUCCCAACAGUCGACCCAGCACCCAGGAUGCAUUUGAGUCAACGUUUGGUAUGAAUCGAGGGGAAUCCUCGUCGCGACCCUCGUCCGAGUCCUCCACUUCUUCCCUGCUCAAGAACGUACCAGAAGUGGCAUACUCGGGAGGAUCUCAACGGGGAAGCCUGUUCAACGAGGACAUCAUACUCAGAGACGUCGUCCUGGACCCGCAGGAGAUCCUCGCGUAG